GGUGCCUAGGACAUUUGCACAGUGAGGUGGCUAGUUAUGUAAGGGUGAGAAAAGCACACUGGUCUGUUACUGUUUGAGGGAGGGGCCUCCUUUAUAAAAGUGUGGAAGCCAGCCGACUUGGUUGUCAAACCUGUCACCAUGGCGAUAUGGGGGAUUUUGGUUGCCAUUGCUGCAUUUCUAGAGGCGACCUCUGCGACCUCUCUGGGCGUGGUGUUGACGGAGGGUGGCAUGGUGGAAGGACAGAACAUUCGUCUUGGCUUCCGUCGUCACAUGGACAUCUUCAGAGGCAUUCCCUUUGCUGACUUUCCUGGACGGUUUGAGAAACCAAAGCGUCACCCCGGCUGGGACGGAGUUCUGAAGGCCACUGAGUACAGGAAGAGAUGCCUUCAGGUGAAUCUGUUGAUGAAUGAUCACAGAGGCAGUGAGGACUGUCUGUACCUGAACAUCUGGGUUCCUCAUGGAAGCUCAGUGUCCUCUGGUCUGCCCGUCAUGGUGUGGAUAUUUGGAGGAGGUUUCUUGGCUGGAGGCUCAAUGGGAGCAAACUUCUUAAAUAACUAUCUGUACAGUGGGCAGGAGAUUGCAGACAGAGGAAACGUCAUCGUGGUGACUGUGGGAUACCGUGUGGGAACUCUGGGCUUCUUAAGCAGUGGAGAUGCCAGUUUACCAGGAAACUACGGUCUAUGGGACCAACAGGCCGCCAUCGCCUGGGUGCACAGAAACAUUCGCUCAUUUGGAGGAGAUCCAGCCAACAUCACCCUUUUUGGAGAAUCUGCAGGUGGUGCUGGUGUCAACUUUCAGGUGAAAAACUACCCAGAACUCACUUUUUAA
Messenger RNA from Thalassophryne amazonica, 828 nucleotides. RefSeq names its product carboxyl ester lipase, tandem duplicate 2 (gene cel.2). Gene Ontology annotation, cellular component: postsynaptic specialization membrane; cell surface; synapse. NCBI's taxonomy places the organism in Eukaryota, Metazoa, Chordata, Actinopteri, Batrachoidiformes, Batrachoididae. Gene Ontology annotation, biological process: chemical synaptic transmission; neuron cell-cell adhesion; synaptic vesicle endocytosis. The coding region runs from base 139 to 828 and encodes 229 amino acids. Gene Ontology annotation, molecular function: triacylglycerol lipase activity; neurexin family protein binding; signaling receptor activity. The transcript is spliced from 6 exons. The record is from RefSeq and is a predicted model, not a curated record.